Molecule: messenger RNA, 1140 nt
Organism: Aspergillus versicolor CBS 583.65
Lineage: Eukaryota; Fungi; Ascomycota; Eurotiomycetes; Eurotiales; Aspergillaceae
Exons: 4
Coding region: 89-844 (251 amino acids)
Source: RefSeq, a predicted model, not a curated record
UCUCUCUCUAACUCAUCUCAUACAUUCAUCCCUCAUCUCUCACCUCAUCCUACCCUAGAACAACAAGAACAACAACAAUAACAUCAUCAUGCCCCGUCUAGCUAACAAAGUCGCCAUCGUCACCGGUGGCGGUUCCGGCUUCGGCGCCGCAAUCGCAACCCGGUUCGCACAAGAAGGCGGCAAAGUAAUAAUCGCCGACAUCAACGAAGCAGGCGGCCAGAGCGUCGCAUCCCAGGACCCAACAAACAUCAUCUUCCAAAAAGUCGACGUGACGAGUCCCGCGGACUGGAAGGCCGUGAUUGAGACUGCGGUUGCCAAGUUUGGCAGACUGGAUGUGCUGGUGAAUAAUGCGGGGACGAGUUAUCGCAAUAAGCCAACCCUCGAAGUCACCGAGGCAGAAUGGGAGCGCGUCUUCAAUGUCAACGUCAAGAGCAUCUUCCACGGAUCGCAGGCCGUCAUUGCCAAACUCCUCGAGCAAGGAACUGGCGGGAGUGUGAUCAAUGUCUCCUCGACGGGCGCCAAUAGACCCCGGCCGGGUCUUGUGUGGUAUAAUGCUAGUAAGGGGGCUGUUUCAAACGCAACAAAAGGCCUCGCGGCGGAAUACGGCCCGCACAAUAUUCGCGUAAACACCGUUGCGCCGCUCCUGUCGGGCACAGGGCUGUUCAGCAUGUUCACGGGAAUGGAGGAUACAGAGGAGAACCGGCAGAAGUUUAUCGGGAAUGUGCCGCUGGGGCGGCUGACGGAUCCUAUGGACGUUGCCAAUAUGUGCCUUUACUUGGCGAGUGACGAGGGGGCGUUCAUUAAUGGGACGGAGAUGGUCGUUGAUGGAGGGAAGUGUAUCUAGACUACUGGCCACUAGAAAGGAAAGUAUGUAUAUACUCGUCAUGAAUAGAUCAAGUCACUAUAUGCAUCAUGUCGUAUGUUAUCAAGCUAGAUUCGACUGGUCGAACAUUGGUAAAUCCUCCUCUAGUAGUCCCAUCAUAUACUGAUUCCCCGAAAACCAGUUCCCGAGCUGCGUCAUAUGUGGAAUUGGCGUGCCAAUAUUCUGGACAUGAGCUGCUUGAUAGUUCAUCUCACCAGACAUCGUAUUUGGAUUUGCAUUUGCAUUUGCAUUUCCCGGCGCCACGGUAGGGCCGGUCC